Penicillium nucicola is the source of this 2562-nucleotide messenger RNA. RefSeq lists its product as uncharacterized. The transcript has a single exon. Lineage: Eukaryota; Fungi; Ascomycota; Eurotiomycetes; Eurotiales; Aspergillaceae. Bases 1 to 2562 code for a protein of 853 amino acids. The record is from RefSeq and is a predicted model, not a curated record.
AUGACGCUGAGCACCUCAGGAUACGGAGUACUCUACCAAAGCUUGACAGGCCUCGUCCCGGGAGAGACUUACAACUUGUCUUUUGAUUACAAAAUUGCUUCAGCGGUUAACGCUGGAUCCUGCGCUUUCUAUUUUUCCAUCAACGGUGACAGUGCAACCUCUCGCAUAACCACGACUGCAAUGGCAUACAUUCGCUAUUCGGGAUCAUCGUCGGCGCUAUUUUCAACGUCUUGGGAGACCCUGUCAACUACAUAUGCACCCACCAGCACAAGCAUUGAUCUUUAUUUGUUGGCCAUUUGUGCUGGAAAUAGCCGCAUCCCACAGGCGAUGCCCCAGGUCUACUACGAUAGUGUUCAAUUUAGCAACGAUAAUGUCGAGAUUGAGACGUGUACGACGUCCACUUACACCUCAACUGUGACCAUUGCAUCUAGUUCGACUCUCGUCAAUAUACCACCAGCUACGGCUACCAGCGCAGCCGUUGUUUCUUCGGCUGCUUUCACCUCUCAGACCCUUUCAAGCACAUUUGGGUCGAGCCGACCAUCCUCUCCGAUUGCUGCUUCUAGUACGAUUCUCGCCGAGACACCAAAAGCUUCGAUUACGAAUCCAGUCAUUGUAUCAUCCAUAAAAGCUUCCCAGACUACUGUUAUCACACCUGGGCCGAGCCCGUCAUCCUCCGUGCUGAUUUCAGGUGAUGGGCCUUCGACAUCGACAUUGCCCUCUUCAUCGCUCGGGAUGUCGUCCCAGCCUGACUUGCCAACAACACCGGUUCGGACUCCAACAGUCCUCACAAGGCGGCCAAAGCCUUCAAGUUCGAGAGUUCCCAUCCCUCAAAUUUCGUCUUCGGGCUCGCUUUUGAAAGAAUCAUCGACCACGCCCUCCUUAAUACUUCCCACCCUGCCUGGUCAACCCCCCGUGUCUUCCGUUCAUAUUAUCUCAUCUACCCCAAGCAAGGUUGCUGCCUCCUCAGCUCCACCGACGACUUUCAAUUCGGGAUCCUCGUUAUCACACACAGUCGUUAUUUCUUCAGCUGAUGCCACAUUCCCCCAGUCUACGCAACCAGCUAUUCAGCCUUCGUCCCGAUCAAGGACAAGCCACGACGCCUCCUCGAUCUACGGCGCUUCCUCAGCCGAUGUUACCAACAUCGCAUCUAGCACUAUUCCAAGCACAGCCGUGGUUAAUAGUUCCUCAAAAUUUCCCUCGGUUCCUGUCGCAUCAGGGGUUCCGGGACCUAGUUCCGUCGAUACUUCGGAAAUCACCUCUUCCACCGUUGCCAAGAUACAAACAUCCACAGGCACUGACGUGGUGACAGGAAACCUUCCCAGCUCCACGUAUCAAGGACAAACCAGCCUGAUGCCAACUGCCACAGUUGUUUCGCAGUCCGGAAUCAAUGAAAGUGCUCCGAACGGUGGUUUCACGACUUCUACUAUCUUCAGCACUCGUACUGCCACAAUAACAGGAUGCCCUUCUAGUAUAACCGACUGCCCUGCCUUUUCUAAGACAACCUACGUCACCACCGAGACCAUCAUUUUAUCCACUACCAUCUGCCCAGUGACUGCCACCGAGGUUAUUACUCCAACUGGAACUUCAAGCUCUUCUGUUCAAACUGCGAAAAAUUCCGCUGCCGAUAAAUCAUCCGCUGUUUCAGAAUAUGCAACUAUUACUACACCAACCUUGAGCCCUUUGCCCCAAAUCACUGACAGCACAUUCGCCCAAGAUUCCAUCGGUUACACAACUUCGACCAUUUUCAGUACUCGCACUGCUACAAUCACGGCUUGUCCCUCGAGUUCUCAAAAUUGUCCCGCUUCAUCCAAAACAACAUAUCUGACAACAGAUACUGUCAUCGUUUCUACCACCAUCUGCCCUGUGGCCGUCAGUUCUUCUACAGAAGCAGGAAAUAACCCCAGUGUGGAGGAAAUGACCAUGGAAACACUUUUGACGACUGUGACCAAGACUAUCACCGCUUGUCCUUCGACGGUGACUGAUUGCCCAGAUUCUCAGAGACAAACAUACACAACUACCGAGACUCUCGUUGCCGGUACUACUGCCUAUCCAGUGACCCCGACAGAACAGUCUGUCGGUCAAAGUGCAUCAAGUAUUUCUACCAUGAGGCCUUCCAUUAUUUCCGCUAGCAGCACCGGCAAUGAGGGUGAAGAUGAAACAACGACUAUUACCAUUAAAUCUACUGUGUCAGCGGCUUCAGCUUCCGGAGUCUCAUUUGUUGAUGAGAACGCCGCCCACUCCAAUGCUUUGGGCCAGAUCACAGACUCGCAGUUCCCGGGGGCAGCUGCUAUCUCCACCGCCACAUUCUCGCCUACCAGUGCCAGCAUUCAAUCUAGCAGCGACGUCUCUAGACACUCUUUGUUUACCUCUCUUUCUCCAGUGUCUGGCAGUAGCUCCACUCUGACUUCCCAGAGGAGCUCUACUUCCAGCUCUUCGACAUCCACACAGACAUAUGCAAAUGUCGCUUCUGCAUCAAGUGCCAUAUACAAUGGCUCUGCCUCUCAUCUUCAAUUCAACUGGCUGAAGACUAUUGUCGCAAUUUUCGUUGUUUUGUUCUUUUAG